Molecule: messenger RNA, 2100 nt
Organism: Carica papaya (papaya)
Lineage: Eukaryota; Viridiplantae; Streptophyta; Magnoliopsida; Brassicales; Caricaceae
Product: Formyl transferase
Biological process (GO): 'de novo' IMP biosynthetic process
Cellular component (GO): chloroplast; cytoplasm
Molecular function (GO): phosphoribosylglycinamide formyltransferase activity
Source: RefSeq, a predicted model, not a curated record
UCUCCGAGUUUUUGCUUCUGCUUUGUUCUCCUUUCUGCACCGCACUCCACCAGUUCUGUUGUCGGGCCUGUGAGAGCUCACAGUCCAAGCCCACACCCACGGACAGCCUGGGACCCAAAACGCGCGCAGAUCGCGCCAUCGUGUACGUAAGGCGCACGGACACUCGUCCGGCCGGGUAGUAAAUUCCCUUCUUUUCGAAACCCCUAACCAGCGCGUUUUUCUUAUUCUUCCUUUCUUCUUCUUCUUCUUCUUGCGUUCUUCUUCUCCUCUGUUUCUUUUUUAUUUUUUUAUUUGGUUUUCGGCCGACUGGUGAACGAACUUAGAGGCCGCGCCACUUUCGCGACGCGGUGGAGUAAAGGGCUCCGGCCGAGCCAGCACCUCCAGUGGAGCCAACAUAUACACUACAUGAUAGGAGAUUUUCGAUAUGUAUAAACAUCGAUUCUUGGAUUUAUUUCAAGUUCAAGUCGGCUUUCCACAUCUGGAUUCGCCUCUGCUCGUCUGCUUUCGCGUUAGAUCUGCUCUCCUGUCUCCUCUCCAGAUCCCCUCCAGUUUCCCCUUGAGAAACCCGCACGCUUCUUCCAAAACGGCGUGGUUUUGAGCAUUUUUGGGCUAGGUUUAGUUGCCUCAGAAUUAUUAAUUUUCAUUCUGUCCUGCCUGCUGUGUUAUACUUCUCAUUUCUCGACUUCGUUUUAAUGGAAGCUCAAAGUCUGCUUUGUUUACGCUCAAAGUUCAUAAUCCCUUCAGUUCAAAAUCGACCCCUCUUCGUUUUCUCUACACCUGAUUGGGCUUUUUGCGCAUCUAACAAAUCUUCUGAAAUCCCUCAUUUUUCUCUUAGAUCACGUUCUAUACAUUGCUUAAAUAGCAUCAAAGCAGAAAAACCUGGUGACUUUGUUUUCAAUGAUAACGAAUUGAAAACUGAAGUUAAAAUGAAGAAGCUAGCUGUUUUUGUGUCGGGUGGCGGUUCCAAUUUCAGGUCACUUCAUCAGGCUUGCCUUGAGGGUUCAAUCCAUGGUGAUGUGGUUGUAUUGGUUACAAAUAAGGGAGAUUGUGGAGGUGCUGAGUAUGCAAGAAAUAAUGGCAUCCCAACACUUUUGUUCCCGAAAGUAAAAGAUCAACCCAAUGGACUGUCUCCUAGUGAGCUUGUUACUGUUCUUAGAUAUGAGAUUGAUUUUAUUCUUCUAGCUGGAUAUUUGAAACUUAUUCCAUUAGAGUUGAUCCGAGCUUAUCCAAAGUGUAUCGUAAAUAUUCAUCCAUCACUUCUUCCAGCUUUUGGAGGCAAAGGCUAUUUUGGCAUGAAGGUACAUAGAGCAGUCAUUGCUUCAGGAGCCAGGUAUACAGGAGCAACAAUUCAUUUUGUUGAUGAGAAUUAUGACACGGGACGAAUACUUGCUCAACAAGUUGUCCCUGUGUUUGCAACUGAUACUGCUGAGGUGUUGGCUGCAAGGGUUCUUCAGGAGGAGCAUCGCCUAUAUGUGAAAGUAGUAGCAGCAUUAUGUGAGGGGCGGAUAAAAUGGAGAGAAGAUGGAGUGCCUAUAAUUCAGAGCAAGCAAAAACCCAACGAGUACUAUUAGUUGGACCUGAUACAACCAUGUCCUCCUGCCUUCUAUGGAGUUUGAGGUCAUCAAUAGGUUAGUUUGUACUGCUUGAAUUCUCCCCUGAUUGUGCAAAAUACGAAAGUGUUAGGCAAACAUGAUUGUGCCUGCGCUUAAUUGUCUUACAACUAGUCUUUCUCUUGGAUUGAAGAGUCCAAGAUAUACACUGACAUUUGCCUAGUAGCAGAGAUGCGUUACUACUAUUAAAAUGUGGGGUUUAAUAUUUUUUUUCCUCGCAAAGUGGUACGAUUCAUUUUCCCCAACAUUUCUAGGCUUUGAUGUUCGUUUUAUUCCCCUUUUUUAUCUUCCAAUUCCCCUGUUUCUUUUACUUUGAUUAACCUGUCUUCUGUGGUUUUUGUAUGAACUUGGCAUGAAUUACGGAAGCAUUCUGGGAAUCUGGGUCAUGCUUUAUAUUUAAACGUGGAGUUAGUGUUUUUUCUUUCUUAGAUUCAAUGUCAAGAUCAUGUAGGAGUUAUGUUGUUGUGUGUACCAGUUGGACGAAGCAAAA